This is a messenger RNA of Wickerhamiella sorbophila, 2469 nucleotides long. Its product is annotated as Beta-adaptin-like protein C. Gene Ontology annotation, cellular component: membrane coat. Lineage: Eukaryota; Fungi; Ascomycota; Dipodascomycetes; Dipodascales; Trichomonascaceae. Bases 1 to 2469 code for a protein of 822 amino acids. The record is from RefSeq and is a predicted model, not a curated record. The transcript has a single exon. Gene Ontology annotation, molecular function: clathrin binding. Gene Ontology annotation, biological process: intracellular protein transport; vesicle-mediated transport.
AUGCAGGCGCGGUCCAAGCAGUUGAAAAAUACUAAGUUCCCAGAUGUUGACACCCAAUGGCUGUUCGGGUGCAUAUUGUGUUUGGCUUUAGUGUUUGUUGAUCCUACGGCAACCCGUUGCUGGAUUUGGGAGCAAAUUUUAGGUAUCACACAAUACCCCACAUUAUACCCCACAGGGAUUAGUAGCUGGCUAAAGCUCCCAAGUUGCAGAGAACUCGAGAGUAAUCACAUCGCCAUGUCACAGUGGGAAAAGCGAAUCCGCGACCUGUUCAGAACGGCGCCCAGAGGUGAGACGUCCGAGCUUCGCAAAGGUCUUGUCUCACAGUACGCUCAUGAACGUAAAGAUGCCAUCGAGAGAACCAUUCAUGCCAUGACAUUGGGCAAGGAUGUUAGCGGCUUGUUCCCUGACAUUCUUAAGAACCUGGCUACUCACGAUCUCGAACAGAAGAAAUUGGUCUAUUUAUAUCUCAUGAACUACGCGAAAACACACCCGGAGCUCUGCAUUCUUGCGGUGAAUACCUUUGUUCAAGACACUGAGGAUCCGAAUCCACUAGUUAGGGCUCUUGCCAUCCGCACUAUGGGCUGCAUCCGUGUCGAUAAAAUGGUUGACUAUAUGAACAUACCUUUACAAAAGACCUUGAAAGAUGAAAACCCGUAUGUUCGCAAGACAGCCGCAAUUUGUGUCGCGAAACUAUUCGAUCUGAACUCUCAACUCGCUAUCGAGGAGGGUUUCGUUGAAGAGUUGCAAAACCUUAUGGAUGAUGCAAACCCCAUGGUUGUGGCGAAUGCGGUUUCAGCACUCGCAGAGAUCCAAGAUGCCGCACCACAGACCAAGUGUUUCGAAAUCACAAGUACCGUCCUGGUAAAACUUUUGGCCGCGUUGAACGAGUGUACGGAAUGGGGCCGUAUCUCUAUUCUCACCGCCCUGGCUGAUUACAAGGCCGAAAACGCUGAAGAGUCUGGCCAUAUCUGUGACCGCGUUGUGCCGCAGUUCCAGCAUGUCAAUCCUAGCGUUGUUUUGGCAGCCAUCAAAGCAGCCAUUGCCCACAUGCCCAGCCAGCCUAAUGAUGUUCAAGAGACCUUGAAACGUAAAAUGAGCUCUCCACUAGUAACUCUUUUGUCCACUCCUCCAGAGUUGCAGUACGUCGCGCUGCGCAAUAUUCGAAUCAUUUUGCAAAAGUACCCCUCGAUUGCCGCCAAGGAGUUGCGUGUAUUUUACUGUAAAUACAACGACCCAUUAUAUCUCAAGCUAGAAAAAGUUGAGAUUAUGGUGAAUUUGGCGACUGAAAACAAUGUCAAGCAGCUCAUUGCAGAGUUGAACGAGUACUGCCACGAGGUGGACAUGGAGUUCGUUCGUAGAGCGAUUCGCGCCUUGGGCCAAUGUGCAAUCAAGCUAGAAAGCUGUGCUCCUGCUGUCGUUGAUUGUUUACUGGAUCUUCUGGACAAUAAGAUUUCUUAUAUCGAUCAAGAGGUCAUGAUUGUUAUGCGUGAUAUUUUGCGCAAGUACCCUGCGUUUGAAGACGCCAUCCCACGCUUAUGCGAUAGUAUAGAAGAGAUCGAUGAGCCUGAGAGUAGGGCAGCUAUUGUUUGGAUUCUUGGUGAGUACUCUGAUAAAAUUCCGCCCAUCAAGUCUCUCAUCGCACCGUUUUGCAGAUCCUUCUUGGAAGAAGGCACCCAGGUUCAGCUUCAAGUUUUGACUGCUGCUGUCAAGCUCUAUAUUAAACGUCCCGACGAAGGGAAGGAGCUUAUUCACGAGCUCUUACAAACAGCAACGUCAAAGAGCGAUAAUGCUGACAUUCGCGACCGCGCCUAUGUAUACUGGCGAAUUUUGUCUAGUGAUCCUGCGGUUGCCAAAAAGAUUGUUCUGGCUGAGCGUCCUAUUAUUGAGACAACUAUUGAAAAAAUGCCAGAGAGUUUAUUGAACGAGCUUUUGGGUGAGAUCUCUACCCUUGCCAGUGUCUAUCACAAAUCUCCUGCAAACUUUAUGGGCCGUGGUAGAUACGGCUCGGACGAAGUACAAAAGCGCGCGUUGGAAGAACAGCGUCAAGCCAAGGAUGAAUUGAACGACGAUAAUCUGCUUGAUCUUGAUAGUGGUGAGCCUGCCAAGAGCGAUUUGAACAUGCUCACAGACAUUUUCAUGAACCAGCCUAGCAGUAAUAAUUCUGCCACAACAGGUGCUGCAAACAGUGCCAGCGACGAUAUUCUAUCCUUGUUUGCUUCCGUUACUGCGCCUGUGCCCACUCCAUCGGGCGGCUCUUCUGGUGCGGCUCCUUCGGCAGACCCUUUCAACUUUAGUUCGCUGAACAUCCAACCCACAAAGCCGUCACCGUCUCUAGUGGCAGCUGUCACAACCAGCACCACUUCGUCCAACGGCUCAUUUGAUGACCUCUUUGGUUCGCAAAGUGCAUCUGUACCCCCACCGACUACCUCUGGUGGAGAUUCAAAAAACGACUUGCUAGACUUAUUCUAA